GCUUCCAGGUGGCUGCUGUUGGUCCGGGCCGCUCAGGCAACUCGAAAGCCACUCUGUUUUGGGGUCCUCGCCACCCUUCCACGUCUCCCGGAAGAGUAGCAGGGCCGUGGCGGGGCCAGGACCAGGCUUACUCAGCCGGGCCCUCUCGGCUGCUGAGGUGGGGGGCAGCCCAGGAGGGCGACAAGACAGCGGUGCACCCGCUCUAGAGUCCUCAGGUUCACCAAUAGGAUUAUUCUGCUACCAUCAUGUCUUGGUUUGCUGAUCUUGCUGGAAAGGCAGAAGAUCUUUUAAAUCGAGUUGAUCAAGGGGCUGCAACAGCUCUCAGUAGAAAAGAGAACAGCAGCAACAUCACAUAUAACAAAAAUGCUGACUAUCCUGAACUUCAGCAAAAUACGGAUUUGACUUAUCAGACUGGAUCCAAAGCUACAUAUAUUUCCUCAGCAGCUGAUAACAUAGGAAAUCAGAAAGCCACUAUCUUAGCUGGCACUGCAAAUGUAAAAGUAGGAUCUAGGACAUCAGCAGAGGCUUUCCAUCCUGUUGAAAACGCAUCUGUUCCUAGGCCUUCAUCCCAGUUUGUUCGAAGAAAAAAGUCAGAACCUGAUGAUGAGCUGCUGUUUGACUUUCUUAACAGUUCACAGAAGGAACCCACUGGGAGGGUGGAAAUCAAAAAAGAAAGGAGCAAAACACCUGUCCUUCAGAGUUCUCGGACAGCAGGUGUCAAUUCUGUGAACACCAGCCUAACUGCCGUCAAAACCAUUGAGGAAAAUCCUUCUGGGAGCCAAAGAGAUGUAAUGUCUAAUAAUUCAGAUUCUGGCCAUGAAGUUCAAGAGGAUUCUUCAAAGGAAAAUGUAUCAUCAAGUGCUGCCUGCACUGACCACAACCCAACACCUACUCGCGAUGGCAAAUCACAUGAACUGUCUAAUCUUCGAUUGGAGAAUCAACUGUUGAGGAAUGAAGUUCAGUCUUUAAAUCAAGAAAUGGCCUCAUUACUCCAAAGAUCCAAGGAAACUCAAGAAGAAUUAACCAAAGCAAGAGCAAGAGUUGAAAAGUGGAAUGUUGACCAUUCAAAGAGUGAUCGAAUAACCCGAGAGCUGCGAGCCCAAGUAGAUGACCUGACUGCAGCGGUGGCUGCCAAGGACUCGCAGUUGGCUGUGCUGAAAGUGAGGCUGCAGGAGGCCGACCAGCUCCUGACCACGCGCACCGAAGCCCUGGAAGCCUUGCAGACUGAGAAAUCACGAAUAAUGCAGGAUCACAGCGAAGGUAGCAGCCUGCAGAACCAAGCUCUGCAAACUCUUCAGGAGAGACUGCAUGAGGCGGACGCCGCCCGGAAGAGAGAGCAGGAGAGCUGUAAACAAAUGCAGAGUGAGUUUGCUGCACGCCUUAAUAAAAUGGAAGAGGAACGUCAGAAUUUGGCAGAAGCAGUCACUCUGGCGGAAAGAAAAUAUGCGGAGGAGAAGAAGAGAGUUGAUGAGCUACAGCAGCAAGUCAAAGUGUACAAGUCCAACUUAGAGUCCUCUAAGCAGGAAUUAAUUGACUACAAGCAAAAAGCUACUAGAAUACUCCAAUCUAAAGAAAAAUUGAUUAACAGCUUAAAGGAAGGAUCUGGUUUUGAAGGCCUCGAUAGCAGUACUGCUAACAGCAUGGAGCUGGAAGAACUUCGGCACGAAAAGGAGAUGCAAAAGGAAGAAAUACAGAAGCUCAUGGGCCAGAUACAUCAGCUGAGAUCCGAAUUACAGGAUAUGGAGGCACAGCAGGUUAGUGAAGCAGAAUCAGCAAGAGAACAGUUACAAGAUCUGCAAGACCAAAUAGCUGGGCAGAAAGCAUCUAAACAGGAACUGGAGGCAGAAUUGGAGCGACAGAAGCAGGAAUUCCACUACAUAGAAGAAGAUCUAUAUCGAACAAAGAACACAUUGCAAAGCAGGAUUAAAGAUCGAGAAGAAGAAAUUCAAAAACUUAGGAAUCAGCUUACUAACAAAACUUUAAGCAACAGUAGUCAGUCCGAGUUAGAAAACCGACUCCAUCAGCUAACGGAGACUCUCAUCCAGAAGCAGACCAUGCUGGAGAGUCUCAGCACAGAGAAGAACUCUCUGGUCUUCCAGCUGGAGCGCCUUGAGCAGCAGGUGAACUCUGCCAGUGGAAGUAGCAACAAUGGGUCUUCCAUUAAUAUGUCUGGAGUUGACAAUGGCGAAGGCACACGGCUCCGAAAUGUUCCUGUUCUUUUUAAUGAUACAGAAACAAAUCUGGCAGGAAUGUAUGGAAAAGUCCGAAAAGCUGCUAGUUCAAUUGACCAGUUUAGCAUCCGCCUGGGAAUUUUUCUCCGAAGAUACCCCAUAGCACGAGUUUUUGUAAUUAUAUAUAUGGCUUUGCUUCACCUAUGGGUCAUGAUCGUUCUAUUGACUUAUACACCAGAAAUGCACCAUGACCAACCACAUGGCAAAUGAACUGAACCCAGUUACUUCAGUGAUUGGUUGUCUUUUUUCACACUUGGGAUCUGCAAAAGGACCUGUUGCCUGAAAUUGCUGAGAACGGUGCACAAGGUUAUUUCAUCACUACAAGCUUUUAACUCGUUAAGUUAUUAUACAAUUACUCUGCUACCUAAAUCUUCCUCUCAUUUCCUUCAAAUGGUAAGAGUUUCUAAAACAGACAGACAAUAAUUUAAUAAGCUCAGCUCUGCUUUUUCUGAAGUCAGAGGUUCAGUGUAUAUUUGUGUACACAUAGACCUGGGUUUGUUCACCUCUGUACAGACCAUCCUAUUUUAGGUGACACACAUUAUGGGUUAUAAUCAGGGAAACUAAUUGUAUUUAGUGAUACAAAUAAAAUGUUUUC
Odobenus rosmarus divergens (Pacific walrus) is the source of this 2826-nucleotide messenger RNA. RefSeq names its product golgin A5 (gene GOLGA5). Gene Ontology annotation, cellular component: Golgi cisterna; Golgi membrane. Lineage: Eukaryota; Metazoa; Chordata; Mammalia; Carnivora; Odobenidae. The record is from RefSeq and is a predicted model, not a curated record. Gene Ontology annotation, biological process: retrograde transport, vesicle recycling within Golgi; Golgi organization. The coding region runs from base 246 to 2441 and encodes 731 amino acids. The transcript is spliced from 13 exons.